Messenger RNA from Brachypodium distachyon (stiff brome), 1665 nucleotides. Its product is annotated as COBW domain-containing protein 1. The transcript has 10 exons. The record is from RefSeq and is a predicted model, not a curated record. The coding region runs from base 100 to 1194 and encodes 364 amino acids. Gene Ontology annotation, cellular component: cytoplasm. Lineage: Eukaryota; Viridiplantae; Streptophyta; Magnoliopsida; Poales; Poaceae.
AUUUGCACGCCAUUCGCCAGUUAUCAUCUGCGGGAAAACCAAAACCUACACAACUCUCAACACUUGAGCUUUCCCUUUUCGCGUCUCUCGUCGGCGGCCAUGGAAGACGACGAAGACUGCCCUCCCCUCGCCGUCGAGCUCCCGGCGCAGACGACUUCUCCUCCGGUUACCGCUCCCUCUUCUGCCUCUGCACCAGUCGGCGUCACCGUCAUCACCGGCUACCUCGGUGCCGGCAAGUCCACGUUAGUCAACUAUAUUUUGAGUGCUCAACAUGGGAAGAGAAUAGCCGUAAUACUGAACGAGUUCGGAGAGGAAAUUGGAGUAGAAAGAGCAAUGAUCAAUGAGGGGCAAGGUGGUGCCCUUGUUGAGGAGUGGGUGGAGCUAGCAAAUGGAUGUGUUUGUUGCACCGUAAAACACAGCCUGGUACAAGCACUUGAGCAGCUUGUGCAGAGUAAGGAGAGAAUGGAUCACAUAUUAUUGGAGACAACUGGUUUGGCUGAUCCUGCACCACUUGUCUCCAUUCUUUGGCUGGAUGAUCAAUUGGAGUCAUCAAUCAGACUAGACUCUAUCAUUACGGUUAUCGAUGCAAAAAACUUCAGGCAGCAAAUUGAUGAACAUACAAACUCUUCCUCAUUCCCUGAAGCAUUUCAUCAAAUUGCAUUUGCGGAUGUUGUGAUAUUGAACAAAAUUGAUUUAGUAAAAGAUGAUCUCGAGGAUCUGGAAAAGCAAAUUCAUGAUGUCAACGCUCUUGUUACAGUGGUGCGAUCUGUCCGCUGCCAGGUUGACUUAAAUACAAUAUUUGAUCGACAGGCAUAUGGUACCAAGAAUUCAUCGCAACUGCAGGAGCUUCUGGAGUACAGUAAAUCAGUACCACCUAAUAGUCGUCAUGAUAACAGUAUUUCCACCUUGUGCAUUUCUGAACAGGAUCCAGUUCACCUGGCUAAGGUAGAAUCAUGGCUUGAAGAUCUUCUUUGGGAAAAGAAGUCUACUAUGGAUAUAUAUCGUUGCAAAGGAAUUUUACAUAUCCAUAACUCAAACCAACUUCAUACAUUACAGGCAGUCAGGGAAGUCUAUGAGGUUGUGCCGGCCCGAGAAUGGUCUGAGAUGCAAUCUCGCAUGAACAAGAUAGUAUUCAUAGGCCGUAAUUUGGAUAUAAGUGUUCUUCAAGAUUCUUUUGGCCGCUGCAAGCACUGAUUAUCGAAUGGGUUGCACAUCACUUGUAACUUCGUGUUCUGAAGUACGGCAUGGAGGUCACACAUCCUAGACUCAGAUUAGGCGGAUCUUGUAUAGUUCCCCCAAAUCAUGUUCAGUUGGAAAAUAUUCAGUACAGGGGAAGCAAUUCGCAGGGCCGAGACCAAGAUACGAUUUCAACUUGUUCUCUUGUUGUAAAGUUCUGCACCGUGGAAGCACCUCUUGAUACACUGGUUAAAAGUACAUUCUGCUGAGCGUCUGUAUAUGCUCAGUUGACAAUGCAAACUGUGUUCACUUUUGGGGAAGAAAAAAGUAUCCAAUCAUAAGACGGAUCCAUCCCGCUGAGGGAUUCUAGUUCCAGUAUUAUUCGAACUGAUGAGCAACACACCGGGAGAUGUUGACCCGAAGUCUGCUUCCAGAAUUGUAGCCUCUUGGCGUUGCCAAUUUUCUUUAGCACGCACCCAAUUUUCUUUA